AUGUGUGAAUAUCCUCAGUAUGGUUUCUUAUGCAGCAAGCAGUGUGACAAUUGUAAUGAAUCAUGUGACCACAGAACAGGCUGUCCAGAAUCAGAAAAAACAUCUUAUCUUUUAACUGUGAGCCAGUCACAGUGGGAAAUGACUACAAUGACUAUACAGAGUACAGACAAGGAUUCUAUAAUGCCAAACGUUACAGAAUCAGCCCAGACCAGGAAACAAAGCAGUAAUGAAUUGAACAGGAAACUUAGAAUUUCAGUUACAACGCUCGUAUGUAACCCUGGGUUUACUGGACGGAAUUGUUCCUUUAUGUGUGAAUAUCCUCAGUAUGGUUUCUUAUGCAGCAAGCAGUGUGACAAUUGUAAUGAAUCAUGUGACCACAGAACAGGCUGUCCAGAAUCAGAAAAAACAUCUUAUCUUUUUACUGUGAGUCAGUCACAGUGGGAAUUGACUACAGUGACUAUACAGAGUACAGACAAGGAUUCUAUAAUGCCAAACGUUACAGAAUCAGUCCAGACCAGGAAACAAAGCAGUAAUGAAUUGAACAGGAAACUUAGAAUUUCAGUUACAACGCUCGGUACGACUUGUGCAGUACUUUAUAUGGUGUAUUUUGGCUGGCUUCUACGUGAUAAAUUAAGCACAAGGAACAAUUUAAUAACGACCAACGAUUUGUCUGAUGUUGAAAAUGCUCAUCAAAACAUGCUUGGUCCAGACAUAGUAACAAUAACAUUCGAAUGAAAAUCAAAUAAGAUAAAUUCAGACGAUACUAAACUUACUAGGAUAUGCUGUGUACAUUCCUUAUUUUAGACUUGUAAUAAAUACCUUUUGAGACAUAUAUACAUGUAACAUCAAAAUUAAUCUUGUGAGAUUACUGAGUAGUGCGAGUGGACGGUUGAUCUAAAUAUGUUGAAUGGAUAUCAGAGCAUAAAAUGAGAGUUUUAAUUUAGUUUUAUAUUAUAAGUUAAAGAAUGAUACAAAUACAUAUGGUAUAUAUGUUGAGUACACGACUA
Molecule: messenger RNA, 1007 nt
Organism: Saccostrea cuccullata (small rock oyster)
Lineage: Eukaryota; Metazoa; Mollusca; Bivalvia; Ostreida; Ostreidae
Exons: 4
Coding region: 1-735 (244 amino acids)
Source: RefSeq, a predicted model, not a curated record